Messenger RNA from Danio aesculapii, 2555 nucleotides. RefSeq names its product protein SOGA3. Gene Ontology annotation, biological process: regulation of autophagy. NCBI's taxonomy places the organism in Eukaryota, Metazoa, Chordata, Actinopteri, Cypriniformes, Danionidae. The record is from RefSeq and is a predicted model, not a curated record. The transcript is spliced from 8 exons. The coding region runs from base 129 to 2543 and encodes 804 amino acids.
GUGGUUUUACGACGCUCUUCACUGCCGUCAUUUUCUUCACGCAGCAUGAAGAUGAGAAGAUGAGAUGUUAAAAGUUUUAUAGGAUACAAUGGAUGUGGACGCACACAUGAACUCAUGCAGAUGACAGAAUGGAGUCUGUGGAAAACAUGAAGCAGCAGCAGCAGCAGCGCGCGUCCUCGCCGGGGAGAUUCAAAGAUUCUCCGACAAAAGCCGCUUCAAAAAGCGGGACCUCGAAGGCCUCGGCGUCGAAAACCGGCGGUAAAAGCAGCCGCAGUAACUCUCCGGUCACCGUACACACCGGGAAAGACAGACACGCGGGCAAAGGUGCGGCUGCUGUCCACGUUAGUGGUGCUGAAAGCCCGACUCUGAGGCGCGCGGAGAAGGGCAGGAGCACCGAGCGCAGCGGCUCAUCCGAGGAGCCCUACGCCGCCGCAGAGGAGCCGCUCCUGGGGGCAGAUGUGGUGUCCGACCAGCCCAGCUCAAGCAAACCCUCUCCGGGGAAACGCGAGAGCUCCAAGGCGGACGGAGGAAAGCAGACGACCAAGAGCGCGGUUGGAUGCGGGCCGGGCUUCUGGAGAGAGGGAUGCUUGCAGUCGGAGCUUAUACAGUUUCACAUGAACAAAAGCUUGAAGAAGGACAGCGGCAUGACGACGAAGACGCCGAGCUCGCCGGUCACUGAGCCGCAGCGGCCGCCUGAGGACGCGCGCCGCCCUACGGAGCCUUUACCGGAGCCCGACCAGGAGCUGGAGGAGGAGAUCGAGAGAUUACAGGACGAGAACGAUUUCCUCAAGCAUGAAGUAGACGAAAUGCGGGCCGAGAUGGAUGAGAUGAGGGACACCUUCUACGAGGAAGAUGCCUGUCAGCUGCAGGACAUGCGUCGGGAGCUGGAGAGAGCACACAAGAACUGCCGGAUCCUUCAGUAUCGCCUGCGCAAAGCGGAGAGGAAGAGAAUGAGAUACGCAGAAACUGGAGAAAUCGACGGGGAACUGCUGAGGAGCCUGGAGCAGGACCUGAAGGUGGCCAAGGACGUAUCAGUGCGGCUGCAUAAUGAACUGGAGAACGUGGAGGACAAACGAGCGAGAACAGACGAUGAGAAUGAAAGACUGAGGCAGCAGCUGAUUGAAGUGGAGGUGACCAAACAGGCUUUGCAAAACGAGCUGGACAAGACCAAAGACCUUUCCCUGAAACGAAGAGGAAAAGAUGUCCAGAAAUCCGAGAAGAGGACUCCACAAACCCCAACAGAGGAGGAAAAUGAAGAUCUGAAAUGUCAGUUGGCCUUCAUCAAGGAGGAGGCUGUUUUAAUGCGUAAGAAAAUGGCUAAGAUCGACAAAGAGAAGGACCGCUUGGAGCAGGAGCUCCAGAAGUAUCGCUCGUUUUACGGAGACGUAGACAGUCCUCUCCCUAAAGGAGAAGCUGGAGGUCCUCCCACCACUCGAGAGUCCGAGCUCAAGCUCCGCCUGCGGCUGGUGGAGGAGGAAGCCAAUAUUUUAGGCCGCAAAAUUGUAGAGCUGGAAGUGGAGAACCGCGGGCUGAAGGCGGAGCUGGAUGACCUGCGCGGGGACGAGCUGGCAGGGGGAGCAGCGGACUCGUCAUCCAGAGAGCAGAGCGAGGCUUUGUCCGAACUCCGCCAGCAGCUGCAGUUGGUGGAGGAUGAAGCUGAACUCCUGCGCCGUAAUUUGGCUGAUGUAGAAGAGCAGAAUACAAAAAUGACCAGCGAGCUGAACAAACUCAAAUAUAAAGCAGGAUCACACGAGGGAUCCCGCUACAGCAGCGGUGCGGUCGAUGGGGCCAAGCUUGAAGCCCUGCAGGAGGAGCUGAAAGCCGCUAGACUCCAAAUCAACGAGCUGAGCGGGAAGGUGAUGCAGCUCCAGUAUGAAAACCGUGUGCUGCUGUCCAACAUGCAGCGCUACGAUCUGGCUUCUCAUUUAGGGAUCCGCGGCAGCCCCAGAGACAGCGACGCGGAGAGUGACUGUGGCCGCAGGGAAAGUGACGAUGACUGCUCUCGGCUCACGCCACAUCGUAAACGCGAAGGCCCCGUUGGUGGAGAAAGCGACUCGGAGGAAGUACGCAACAUACGGUGCCUCACUCCCACCCGCUCCCUGUACACCCCAGAGGGACGUUUUUUAUCCAGAAGCUUCAAGGACCGCCAGCAGAUGAUUGAUAUCCGCAUGGAGGCGGAAAGAUUGUGCAGGACCAUCGACAGACUCAUCGCCGACACCAGCACCAUCAUCGCUGAGGCUCGUGUGUACUUGAAUAACGGUGAGCUGUUCGGGAGAUUGGACGAUGAGGAAGAGGGCGGACGAAUACGAGAGCAUGAGCUGCUGUACCGCAUUAAUGCUCAGAUGAAGGCUUUCAGGAAGGAGCUGCAGAAUUUUAUUGACCGACUGGAAGUCCCAAAACCAGAGGAUCGAGAAUCAGAAGAGCCUCUUUCAAUGUUUCAACCCAUUAUUUUGCUUAUCCUCAUUCUUGUCUUAUUCUCAUCUUUAUCGUAUGCCACUAUUUUCAAAUUAGUUUUUCUUUUCACUCUCUUCUUUGUUCUUUAAACUUCAUUUUUA